Dermatophagoides farinae (American house dust mite) is the source of this 1287-nucleotide messenger RNA. NCBI's taxonomy places the organism in Eukaryota, Metazoa, Arthropoda, Arachnida, Sarcoptiformes, Pyroglyphidae. The record is from RefSeq and is a predicted model, not a curated record.
AUGCGUAGUAGUUCAUCACGUUCUAAUUUUCAAAGGCAACGUAGCCCACAACAUUCAGCAGCAGCAGCAGCAGCAUCAGAACAUCAAAACAAUGAACAACGAUAUACAAGACAACGAUUCAAUGGACCAAAUAAUAAUGGUGAUGGUGAUGAAAAAACGGAAAAAUUUUUAGCCAUGCAAAUAUUACAAGCAAUUUUGUUUACCACAAGAACCAGUUUUCUAAUCUAUGAUCUUCUUCAUGCAAUCGUGCAUAAAGUAAUACUUUAUGAUCGUCUUGGCCGACUGUUUGGUUCAUCGCCAACAACAUCGGAAAAAAUCUAUACAAUCAGCCUAUUUAUGAUUGCAAUGUUUUUGAUUUUAAUGAUUGUUUUUACAUUUGUCUAUAAUUAUAUGCUUGUACAUGAAAAUUUUUAUGGCAUCACAGUAAUGGCCAUAUUUUUGGUUGCCGUACUCGUUUAUAAUCUGGCUACAUUUGGUCAAUAUUCCAUAAUGGAAUCAUCGAUUAUUUGUUCAACAUCGGCUAGUGAAAUUUCCGGUUUAUUAUUUUUACUUACAUUGAUAAGACAUAAACAAGCGAUACGUAUUGAAAAACAAUUGGAACAACAACGACGAUUAUCACAAAUGUUUGAUCGUCAUAAACAACAUGGCCGUCAUCAUCAUCAUCAUCAUAUGAAAACAAUACCUGGAUCACCUGGAUCACCGGGUUCAACAACAUCAAGACAACAUAUGAUGCCACAUCAAAGACGUUAUGCUGGACAAUUAUCACCAAUGACAGCAAGUCCACCAUCAAUUAUUAUAUCUGGAACGGAUGAUGAAAAUGAUGGUAAUAAUAGUGAUGACAAAAGUGUUGAUGAAUGUCAAACAGAAUCUAAAGAACAGCAAAAACAACAACCACAACAAAUUGAUAAUAAAUCAGAAAUGGAACAACAACAACAACAACAGCAACGUCGUUCAAGCCAAGAUGAUGACAAAUAUUUAAAUAUACGACGACAAAGUGAUCAAAAACAAUUUGGUAGUCUUUUAAGUGUUAUUGAACAUUUAUCUGAAGAUUUACAUCAACAUCAUCAACAACAAAAACAAAGACAUCGUCAUCGACGUAAUCAUCGUAGCCGUUCACGAUCACCGUUAGCUAUACAACAACAACGACGUGAAUCAAAUGAUGAUGAUUCAAAUGAACGCCGAAAAGAUUCUGAAUCAUCGGCCGAUCAACAAUUCUAUUAUCAAGAUCAUGGUUAUCAAAAUGAUUUUUAUCACCAUCAUCAUCAAGAUGAAUACUUUUAUCGUUAA